UUGCUGAUUACCAAAAAAAACUACAUGGUUAAUACACUCCGAUUUGAAAUGCAUUUACUUAAACAGUUAUUCUGAGUAUGUAAAUGCAUUGUAUUUGAACAGAAUAAACUGUUUUAUAUUUUUCUCUAGAACUAUGUGCGGCGGUAGGAUAUUUAUUUUAAAAACCUAGCCUGCUCUACCUUCUUUUUUCUCCGUUGUUGGAUGGUUGGAAGCCAUGAUGGAAGCUUGAGUACUGCUGGACAGGAACGCGAGAAGAUGAUUCCCAGGGACAUAUAUGUCAAACGGCUCUGUGCAUAUAUUUCAUAUUUGUAGCCAAUAUACAUGCACGGUGGAGCCUGUCACUUUUUCGCAUGUAUUUUGGCAAUAAAUCGAAGAAGAUGUUGAUUCGCUAGGAGGUUGUUGGAUUAAAAUGGGCUGUUAGCUGCUGUUGCUAACAAGCUGGCUAGCUAGCUACGUCUGAGUGGAUACAGUACUCUUCUGGUUAUUCGGAGGUUAGUCUUCAAAUUCAAGAGCCGGAGAGUUUUCUCUCCUCUGGCCGGUCAAUCACGGCAGCAACGGUAGAUCAAGGGGUUACCUCAAGGUUUGGAGGGGGGAGAUUUGUAUGUAUUUUUCAGGUGAGAGUUUCAAGCCAGAUUCCAGAAUUGGGGAAAGUCGGGCCUGCGAGGAGCAGAGCAAGGCCCGUCUUUAUGAUCCAGAAAUCAGGACCCAUUCUAGCUAGUUAAUCCUCCGCAACGACAGAGCCGCAGCUAGUUUUUCUAGUCUGUCACACGGAAAUUGCUAAAUCAGAAGAGCAAAGGGUGAUCCAGAGGCAGGUGAAAGCAAACACAACGUUUAAUACAUUUUAACUCAAGAGACUCCUGUCACCAACGCAACGUUACCGUUGCAAUGGCUGCGAUAAUAAAAGAAAUGGUCAGCCGGAACAAAAGGAGAUACCAAGAAGAUGGUUUCGACUUGGACUUAACGUAUAUAUAUCCCAACAUUAUUGCUAUGGGAUUUCCUGCAGAACGACUCGAAGGGGUGUACAGAAACAAUAUAGACGAUGUUGUACGGUUUCUUGAUUCAAAACAUAAAGACCAUUAUAAAAUUUACAAUCUUUGUGCAGAACGACACUAUGAUGCUGCCAAAUUCAACUGCAGAGUUGCACAAUUCCCCUUUGAAGACCACAACCCGCCUCAGCUAGAGCUCAUUAAGCCGUUUUGUGAAGACCUGGACCAGUGGUUGAGUAAAGAUGACAAUCAUGUAGCAGCUAUCCACUGCAAGGCAGGGAAGGGACGCACUGGAGUGAUGAUAUGCGCCUACCUCCUGCACCGCGGCAAGUUCCAGGAAGCCCAGGAGGCCCUCGACUUCUACGGCGAAGUGCGGACGAGGGACAAGAAGGGUGUUACAAUCCCAAGCCAACGGCGCUAUGUAUACUACUACAGCCACCUGCUCAAGAACAAGUUGGACUACAAGCCGGUUGCUCUCCUCUUUCACAAAAUGGUGUUUGAGACGCUACCAAUGUUCAGCGGAGGCACCUGCAGGGACAGUACCGUUAAAAACAGGAGCGAGCCAGUCCCUCAGGGCUUCAAGAAAGGGAAUUGGCAUUGGGAUCCUCAGUUUGUGGUGUAUCAACUUAAAGUCAAGAUCCACACGUCCAACCCGGCACACACACGGAGGGAAGAAAAGCACAUGCUAUUUGAGUUUCCCCAGCCGCUGCCCGUGUGUGGGGACAUCAAAGUGGAGUUUUUUCACAAGCAAAACAAAAUGAUGAAGAAGGAUAAGAUGUUCCACUUUUGGGUUAACACCUUUUUUAUCCCUGGGCCACCGGAGGAGAGCCUGGAGAAGGUGGAGAACGGAUCCGUGGUGGUGAACGACGUGGACGGCGUCCAGAACCAGCCCCAGGGCGCCCCUCAGCUCCCACAGAGCGCCGAGCACAGGGACAGCGACAGGGACUACCUCAUUCUCGCACUCACCAAGAAUGACCUGGACAAGGCCAACAAAGAUAAAGCUAACCGCUACUUCUCGCCUAAUUUCAAGGUUAUGCUGUAUUUCACAAAAACCGUCGAAGAUUCUUCAAAUUCUGAGGCAAGCACUUCAACGUCAGUCACUCCGGAUGUUAGCGACAAUGAGCCUGACCAUUAUCGGUAUUCUGACACCACUGACUCUGAUCCGGAAAAUGAACCUUUUGAUGAGGAGCAGCACACGCAGAUCACAAAAGUUUGAACUCUUUUUAACAGGGAGAAGAAAAAAUAUAUACACCAGAGAAAAAAGGAGAAAAACUUGAAUAUGAUAUCUUAAAAGAAAACCCUUUGUCCCCCCUUCCUCCCCCAGAUGGCAAUAGAGCAUCGUCAAAUUUUAGGAGAAAAAAAGGAAUAUCUCGACCAAUAUUAUUUGUAUUCUUUUCUUUGGCACGGCCAUGUACCAUACGCUAGGUAUUGACACUGUUGCCCUGUGGGGGAAGGUGCUGUAGCUCUGUGUGUAUGCGUAUGUAUAUAUUAUAUGUAUAGACAUGUAUGUGGGUGUACGUGUGUGUGUGUGUGUGUAUAUAU
Molecule: messenger RNA, 2528 nt
Organism: Esox lucius (northern pike)
Lineage: Eukaryota; Metazoa; Chordata; Actinopteri; Esociformes; Esocidae
Gene: ptena
Product: phosphatase and tensin homolog A
Exons: 10
Coding region: 886-2202 (438 amino acids)
Biological process (GO): negative regulation of cell population proliferation; phosphatidylinositol dephosphorylation; protein dephosphorylation
Cellular component (GO): nucleus; cytosol; plasma membrane
Molecular function (GO): inositol-1,3,4,5-tetrakisphosphate 3-phosphatase activity; phosphatidylinositol-3,4-bisphosphate 3-phosphatase activity; protein tyrosine phosphatase activity
Source: RefSeq, a predicted model, not a curated record